AGCUGGGUUUAAUUAGAAAAAAAUCCUUAAUUCUACGUGAAAAGAUUUGUUUUUCUUUCAAAAAAACUCCUCGUCUUAUUUCAAAACGUUUACAAUCCCAUGAUGAUAAAAUAGUUGAACAACAGAUAACGAAAUCUACUUCGUCAAUAUGGCGCAGUAAGAUAACGGAACGUAGGAACAAUGGCCGCCAUGUACGCUAGAGUGUACCUGUGUCUGACCGGCAUAUUAUUCCAGGUAAAAGGUCAGGUUCUUUUCGACUACAGAAACGGCAAUGAAGUUACCCUACAAUCUAGGCCCACACCCGUACUUAUUCCCGGGGGACAAAAAUUUCCAUUCUUUGGACAGCUCUAUAACGCCUUCUACGUUUCCAAAGAUGGAAUAGUUGGAUUCAGUCCUGAUGCUGAAUAUGUCACUGGAAAGGUUUACUCCUUUGACCGGGAGAAAUUAGCCAACGAACUGGAAGAUUAUCCAUUUAUUGCCACAUUCCUUUACGGUGGGGUUCCCCUCAACACCCCCUUUCAAAAUGGAAAUGACAUAUAUGGAGGAAAGAUUUAUUUUCAAAUACUAUUGAAUUCCACCAGUUCAAGAGACAUUGAAAGCAUGGGUAGAUAUAUAAACGAUGCUUUCAUUGGUGUUUACAACUUUACACCAUCUUAUGCACUUGUGAUCACCUGGGUGAAUGUAACGGACUUAUACCAAAUCAGCGUUGCUGGAUGCAACGACAAAUUAAAAAAAUGUCAGAAAAACACAUUUCAGGCAGUUUUGCUGUCGGAUGGGAAAAAAAGUUUUGCCAUAUUUAACUACCAACAGACCGAAAUAACAACAAACCCUUCGUACCAGGCUGGUUUUAAUGCUGGGAAUGGGAGGGGUUGGAGUGAGGCCAUGCCAAGCUCCAAACUUCAGAAUGCUGCAGCACUACAGGGUAGCAACAUAACUGGACGUUACCUAUAUAAAAUUGAUCAGGAGCGGAUCCUCACAGGUGGAUGUAAUGGUCAAAGGGAAUUAAGUCCCAAUGGUCGAUUGCAAGUGACUCCGGGUUUUGCCGGAAUGUUGGGAGGUGAAAUGCUAGAGGUUUCUGGACCAUGUUUAAGACGAGAGGAUAGGAUAUUUCUUCGUUUUGGAACAGAAAGUGCCUAUUCUGAGUGUUCUAUGAUUAACACCAUGAAAGCAAGAUGUUCUGUCCCGAUGUUGUUAGAGAGAGGUGAAGUUAACGUAGCCUUGUCAUUGGACGAAAAGGCAAACUUUUACUACGACACCGAUAUAACAAUAGUUCAUCCAAGUAGAAUGCCGAAAGAAACGAAAGUCAAACUUCAUGACAAUGGACCCGGACAGAGAUGGAACGAGACUUACGCCACAACUCUAGCGCUGAGUUGGGAUCCGAACCUUCUUUCUACCGAUCCCAACGCCAUAGUAGAUAUUAAUUUUGUGGGUUUUAUCGAAAACAAAAUUACAUUCCAGGCUGGAUGGAAUAAGCGAAUUACCUUGAAUCAUCGUGAUGUACGUGUAGGUGAGAGAACUUUUAUGUUUAAUGCUACAGACGUGUUUUGUGAUGCGGAGUGUGCCAGAUGUGAAGUAGGAGUGGUAGAGGUGACCCUGAGAGACAAAUCUAUGGCUGCUGAGAGAAGAGUAAUGUUCAGUGGUGUUGUUCCCAUGGGAUGGAUAGUCAACACUAAAAUGUUGUCGAUGUAUGGAAGUAAUUGGCAACACACUAAAUGCGUGGCGUGGUACAACGAAGAUCGGAAGGACAUGAGGUGGUUAGAAAACCUUGAGUAUUGUCCAUGUAACUUACAACUGGCUCUUGCAGACUUCGGUAGAUGGCAGACAGAUGUCGGCUGUAAUCUCUACAGCAAUGACCCUCAUAAGUGUCGAUUUCAUCUAGGCGCGGUGCACUGUGUUCGAGCAGUCCAACCCACACGACAAGAGGGUGCUGGAAAUCAGUGUUGCUAUGGACAUAAUGGACAACUCCGCUUUGCUGCUGAUACCUUCCAAGGAAGUACACCGGACAGAAGCCAUGAUUGGGGAGCGGCACCAUACGUUAAACCCGGCUUCGUACCAUCUCUGUCUCACUGGAUUCAGGACGUGGUCACAUUCUAUUAUUGCUGUCUUUGGACAGAUUACCAAGAUUGUGAUUACUAUAUGGACCAACGAGGAACGCGAGAUUGUUCGGGCUACUCUCCCCCUAAUCAAGCAAUGGUGUUUGGACAAUCUAAUGUGAGGACAUUUGAUGGUCAGAAGUACCACGUGUGUGGGGAAGGGGACUUUGUGCUGCUAAAUUCCACUGAUGUGAAGAUAGUUGGGCGAUUUCAAAAGUCACCAUUCAACCCUCAGAAUACCAAGUCUGUCAUUUUAACUGCUGUUGGUGUCCAGGCUAGAAAUGAAGUAGUGGAAAUCAAGCUGAAAGGUCCGGAAGUAGAUAGGAGUAUACGGACAUUAGAUGUUCUUGUUAAUGGAGAAUUUCAUUAUUUUGAUCAAGGCCCUCAACGAUGGAAGGACUUCAAAGAAACUGCUGUUGUGAACAGCGAUGACCUCUCCAAUACUAAGGAAUCUAACUUCACUAUUAUUGUGAAAAACGGCGUAGGGAUACAGGUGGCGGAGGAGAACGACAUGCUUAGCCUUAUUGUAAUGAUCCCUCCGCAAUUCAAUAGCAGCGGUUUGCUUGGUUCCUGGAAUAAUAAUAUAAAUGAUGAAUUCACUCCAGCAAAGGGUGGAUCUCUGCCAAUGAAUGCCUCUCCAACCCAGAUUUAUGAGCAAUUUAUAUUAAGUUGGGCCAUAGAAAGGAAAAGCUCUUUCAUUCCUUUCCCAGUCUUUGCCAAGAACAUUUCCCUCUGUACUCCGACGUCUGACCAACAGCCAUCUUGUCUCUCAGAUUCCGCAUGCAACUAUGACUUAUGGAGCACAGGAAACACAACGUUGGCUCAGAGAUCUUUGAAAUUUUCACAGAGGUUCCAGGAACUUCAAACCGAACUCAAACCAGUUCGUUCCUGUGGUUUGCUGAAUGUUCCACGCAGUAUAAAGGACAAUUAUAACUACAGUCUCGGGAGCACUGUCACAAUACAAAGCUGUAGGAUAGGACGCUUUACAGGGAGAUCACAGUACACGUGUACUGAUAAAGGUGACGGCUCACAGGAGUGGACUCCUCCCAUAACUGGAUCUUGCCAAGUUGCUUCGGCAGAUGAAGGAUUAAAUGAGGGAGCGAUAGCAGGAAUUGUUAUAGCUGUUUUACUGGUCAUUUUGAUAGUGGUAGUGAUUGCGUUUGUAUGCUUCAAGAGACAAAGAUCUUCCUCAAACAACAAAACUACUAAAAGAGAGAGCGAUGAGAUGCCAGCUGGGAAAGACAUUUUGUAUAAGGAAGAUGAUGACCCACGAUAUUCUUCUGCUCAACCUCCGAUGGGACAAAAGAAACACAUAAGUGAAGAAAGUGUUUGAGAAAUUUUGAACCGCUGUGGACGAUGGCCACACAGGGUUAUCUGCAAUAAUUGUACCCAAACAAAACUGCCUCAAUAUAUGAACAAGACAAACACCUACAUGUAUAAUAUAUCUUGCAAAGAAAGGUGUACUUAUGGACACUGAACAACGGCCAUCUCUGCUGAUUCUUUGUUUCCAGACUUCCUCUCAUAAUAAAUGUGCAUUUUAUACACUGCAUGUAUGAAUGUUCAAGCAAAACGGUGUAAAAGAUGCGAAUAUAUGGUUUGAUAUUCCUUAUUUACGAUGUGCAUGUUCAGGUAUAUGUAUUUGAUAUUCUAGCAUUAAUUGGUAUUACUUUUUCAUUAUAUUUGCUGUUCAUGCAUAUUAUUCCUCUUUGCUGAACAUUCCCAGUGAUAAAUGUUGCGUGUGUGUUCAUUCAUAAUCAUGAAACAACUACUUCUUCUGUGCCAUUUCCCAUACUGUCUCAUUUAUUUCAUAUCCCAAUAGAAUACUAGAGUUUUUUUUAUAAGCAUUUAUAUCGACACAUCUCUGAAAUACUGUUUUCAGCUGUCAUGUAUAAUAAUGUCUUCAUUACAUUUGAGAAGACUUAAAAAUAUUGUUGCAGCAUUCAAAAGAUUUUUUUUAUUACAAUUUGUAACAUACA
Messenger RNA from Saccostrea echinata, 4069 nucleotides. RefSeq names its product sushi domain-containing protein 2-like. The coding region runs from base 181 to 3426 and encodes 1081 amino acids. The record is from RefSeq and is a predicted model, not a curated record. NCBI's taxonomy places the organism in Eukaryota, Metazoa, Mollusca, Bivalvia, Ostreida, Ostreidae. The transcript has 19 exons. Gene Ontology annotation, biological process: cell-matrix adhesion.